ACCAUAAGCGGAUGCGCUUCAGUAGUUGAAGCAACUCGGGGAGCCACUGUACAGAAAACGAGACUCGCAGUGCUACAAGAGUAUAAUGCACAACAUUAUCAACCAGACUUGAAACAUUCAAACAAAUAUCGCGGGGUGCGUGUUUGCCGUUUCAAAUUCGUUGAUGAACCGACUAACGCCUUCUCUACCUGCUAAUUCGUUAAAAACGAAUGUUACACACGUUUCAUAAAAGGCCUACCACAACCACUGUCUGCGAACUCGGCUUAUCAUACAUGUCAUACGUAUAUGGAGGAGUUAUUUUUAAAGCUGACAACACCUUCUAACAUUUUAUACUCUACUCCACUGGUGGAAUCCAUCGAGCUAUUCCGUGCGAUUGGGUAAUUUGCUUCUUUAAAGCAUUUGCUAUCCGACUCACUAUUUCCAAGUUCCAAUUAAGAUACCCGAAGGAAGUGAUGAAUGAGCAGGACAGCGCCCUCUUGUCAAGGUCCAAGGCUGCAGCUGAAGCUAAGAUAGAAGAGAGUGCUGCAGCCUUGCAUGAACUGAGCAAUGACAUCUGGACUCACCCAGAGCUAAAUUAUGAAGAACACCAUGCCCACGCCAGCCUGACAGACUUUCUCGAAAGGGAUGGCUUUGAGGUAACACGGAACUUCCAUCUGGACACAGCCUUCAAGGCUACAUACGGGACCGAUGGUGGUGUCCAUGUUUGUGUGAUCUGUGAGUACGAUGCUCUACCUGAUAUAGACCAUGCCUGUGGUCAUCCUCUGAUUGCCGAGUCAGGAGCAGCUGCAGGUUUAGGGAUCAAAGCUGCACUCGAGCUGCCCGAUGCACCGAAAGGAAGGGUGACGGUCAUGGGUACCCCUGCUGAAGAGGGUGGUGGCGGGAAGAUUAAGCUCAUCAAUGCAGGAGCCUUCCAAGGAAUCGAUGUUGCUAUGAUGGUUCAUCCCUACCCUCGUAAUGUAUCCAGGCCCGUCAUUCUGGCUUGCACAACCAUGGAUAUUACUUUCACUGGUCGGGCAGCACACGCGUCAUCAUGUCCAUGGGAAGGGGUGAAUGCUUUAGAUGCUGCAGUCUUGUGCUAUGCCAACAUCUCUGCUAUGAGACAGCAACUCAAACCUGAAUGGAGAGUCCAUGGUACAAUCGUAAAAGCUGGGAAAUGUGCCAGUAUCAUCCCAGAAGAAUCGCAGAUGACAUUCUACCUAAGAACAGUCGAAAGCAUUGAUAUGCCUACACUUAAAGAAAAGAUCGGUGGGUGUGCGAAAGGGGCGGCGUCUGCCACGGGAUGCAAGGUAGAGUUUACCUUCGGAGGCGACUACGCCAAUUUAGCCACGAACGAGGCAUUAGCGUCAGUGUACGAGCGUCAGCUAUCGGAACUCUCCGUUGAUUACGCAACCAGUGAAGUGACGUUCUCUACGGAUAUGGGGGAUGUUUCUUACGUCGUUCCAAGUAUACAUCCCUUGUAUUACAUCGGCACUGACGCUGCCAACCACUCGAGGGAAUUCAAUACUGCAACUGGAGCUGAUGCAGCUCAGAAACCGACUCUCGCCCAGGCCAAGGCCGUGGCUUUUACGUGCCUCGAUCUGAUGCAGCCCGGCAACAGGCAUCUUCUAGACAAAGUAAAGAAGGAAUUCAACGAUAAAGUGAAGCCUCUAAAUGAUGCUCAAAGCUAGGCCUAUAGGCCUAUCAGGUCACCGGGGUUUGUCCAGGGGCGGAAAUCUCUCCCAAAAGGUAGGGGGGACACAGGGGCGGAUCCAGCCUUCGCCAAUAGGGGGGGGGGGGGGCGGAAAUUUGUUUCAGCCAUAUUUUCCCCGAUCGGCAGCUCGAAGAUGAUUUGUGUUUGUUUCUUUGAAGGGGUAGUCCUCAUCAGUCACUUCUAAGCUUUAAAUUCAUAUAUAAUAUCAUAAUCCUUAAUUAUAUGAUGCGAGCGCGAAGCGCGAGCUAAUAUUUUGGAAAUUUUCAUGUAUUUUUGCUUAAAAUUUGAACAUUCUGGGCAAUGUUUGUUAUCCUGAAAAAAAUCUGUAUGCAACUUAAUAAUUACUACGAACGCAAAGCGCGAGCAGAAAUGAACUGAUGGAAAAGAUACCUGAUUAAAGACUGCGUGCAGUUAGCAUUUAACAAUCAAAUAAUGCGAGCGCGAGCUGAUUUUUUUGACAUUUUCACAUAAAGAAUGGAAAUUCUAAGCACUUUUUGUAACUCAAGCAGAAUAGGUAUAUAAGUAGACAAUAUUGAUGCGAUCGAGAAGCGCGAGCGGACAAUUUCGAGAUUUAGUCCUUUAAUAUUUACUGAACGAGACACUCUAUUCAUGUUUUGUAAAUCAUGAAAAGGAUGAGUAUUAGUCAUGCGACCGCAUAGCGCGAGCAGAAAUUUUGUAUAUACGUACCUGUUGAAAAGGUAACUGUUAAGGACCGUACUUGCACUUAGCCAUGAAGGCGUUACAUAUUUCAACAAUCAAAAAAUGCGAGCGCGAAGCGCGAGCUGAAAUUUUUUGAAAAUUUAUAAAGAAAGAAUGGAAAAUUUUAAUCAAUUUUUGUAAUCGUGAACAGGAUAGCUGUAUAAUUCAACAAAUGAUGCGAGCGCGAAGCGCGGUCAGAAAAAAAAAUCGAGAUUUAGACCUAAAAAUGGGCCACCCUGUUCAUGUUUUGUAAACAGCCAUAGGCUGAUCGAGGGCUUUUUACCGUGUUUAAAUAAAAUAAAUCAAUCAAAAUCAAUGUUUUGUAAAUCAUUAAUAAUGCGAGCACAAAGCGCGAGCAGAAACAUUUUGAUAUUGUGAUCUGAAACUGGAUAAUGAUUCAAAUAGAGAACAAGUUGAGUAUUUUAAUAAACAUGCGCGCGCGUGUUUCAUAUUUAGACCUACAAUCUAGGUAUUCUAAAUACAUCUUUAAUCAUGAAACUUUGAUAUUCCGAUCUGAAAAAAGAGUCAAUUACAGCUUUAUAUUUCAAGCACUUUGUAGGAAAAUUGUAAGGUGGAUAUGGAUUGCACUUAAAAAAAGAGCUAAAAUUGUCAUUAUUAUUACUUUGAGUUUUGACAUAUAGGACCGGGACAUCCUUACGACAUGUCAUGGAAAUGAUGAAUAUCUUCCUAUUCCUCUUGCUAAGCGCGAGAUGAAACAAAAGGGACAAUUUGAUUUUUAAAUUAAUAUCAUAUUUAUUAACGCCUAAUGAGGGCGCGAAAUCUGAUGAUAUUAAGGCAUAAAAACUGGACAUUUCACUUUUGUAAUUAUGAAUAGGAUGCAUCAGUUAAUAUAUUUUUAACCAUUAAUGCAAGGGCAAAUCGCGAGCUAAAAUUUUUGAUAAACCGUCAUGAAAAGGGGAUUUUAAGUAGUUUGUUGUAUAAUCAAUAUUAAAACAUACAUAACUCGCCAAUCAAAAUGCCAGCGUGCAGCGCUAGCUGAUACGUCUUGACAAUCAGACCUAAAAAGGGAUAUUUUGAAAACUUUAUGGAAUCCACGAAAAUAAUAGGUAUCUGAUAAAUCACAAUUAGCGAGCGCGCAGCGCAAGCAGCAAAUGUUAAUAAAAUUAUUCAGACCAUAAAACUGACAUUUUUACAGAGCACUUUUUAAAAAUCAAUUUGUAAAUCACACAAAAUAAUGAAAGUUCGAUCUCCGAGGUGAAAUAUGUUUUGUAUAUUGUCUUCUACACUUGAUAUUUGAGCUCCAUAUUGAACAAGAUAUGUAAAUCACCUAACAGGCAAUGCGAGCGCGAAGCGCGAGCGAAAAUUUUAUAUAGUGGCACGAAAGAUUCUUUUUAUUUUCCAAGUUUUCCCCUCAUCUUAUUUUAUGCACUGGUCGUCCUUCUCUUCUUUUUCUCCUAUCCUUUUCCCUCCUUUUUUCCUUUUCCCUUCUUUCUUUCCCUUUCUUUCUUUUUUGCUCCGCCAAUAGGGGGGGGGGGGGGCCUGGAUCCGCCUAUGGGGACAAGGGGCGGGGAAAUUUGACAAGUAAGAAAAAGGUUAUCAUCCCAAAAGUACGGUCAUCUCGUCCCAAAAUACAUGUUUUAUUUCGAUUUAGAAUUAUGUAUUUCUUACCAUCAUAAAAGACAACAAAUAGUAGGGGGGACAUUUGAUAUUGUGUCCCCCCUACUAUUUUGAGUAGGGGGGACACGUCCCCCCUGUCCCCCCUGGGAUUUCCGCCCAUGGGUUUGUCUGCAGUGCAAACCUUUCACUCACUCAGGUUAAGUGGUCUGAACACACAGCCUACAACGAAUUAUGUACUGAAGGCAGAAAUUGAAACCGCAAGUUUUAAAUGUCCUAGUCAUUUUUGGAGACCCAUUAGUUGAUCAAAGUUUCAAUCAGCAUGAUCAGGGUCUGUGCCUGCAGACUAGGGGCUAGUAUGUAAUUAUCAUGAUUAUAUACCGUAACAAACUAUUUGAUACAUGAUACACAUGAACAUUCACCACUCCAUUUGCAAUUAUGAAAGUUACAUUUUUAUGUUUACGACUGAGCAAAAAAAAUCGCAUGGAAGGGCAUUGUUUUAAAUGUGACUCUAAUUCAUCAUUUGACUUCUAAUUUACUUCUUUAAAUGGGAAUUCAACCCUAAUAGAAAGUUACUUUUAGAGGGGGAAUAUCAGACAAGUUGUAAAUUUAGACUUUACAGAGAAAGAGAGAGAGUUUAUUGCGUAAUCCGCCUAUGUGAAUAAUUCAGUAAUAUCUUAUACUUACUCAAAUAAUAGCUAUCAUUCUGUUUGGUCUGUUUCAGAACGAAUCUAUUGAAAUGCAUGGAUGGAUUAUUCGUUUACAAAUAUUACAUAAUAAUAAUCCUUAUGUUAUUCAAUUGACAACAAUUGCUAUAAUCAAUAUGUGUGCUAAAUAUGAAAUAAAAUAUAUAUGCAAUAAAACGA
Messenger RNA from Lytechinus pictus (painted urchin), 4830 nucleotides. RefSeq names its product peptidase M20 domain-containing protein 2-like. The record is from RefSeq and is a predicted model, not a curated record. The coding region runs from base 453 to 1667 and encodes 404 amino acids. Lineage: Eukaryota; Metazoa; Echinodermata; Echinoidea; Temnopleuroida; Toxopneustidae. The transcript is spliced from 8 exons. Gene Ontology annotation, molecular function: dipeptidase activity.